UUCUAGGGAGGGUGAGAAGUGGCCUCUCCUGUCCUCUAACUGUGUCUUGACUGGCGUUGAUUGCUGGGGCGCUGGUGGGCGCGGGGAGGCUGUUCGCAGCCAGGCUACCCCUUUCACAUGCAUAAAAAAGGGGUUUGGAUCUUUUCAUGGGCUGUGCUUGGUGAAAACAAGAGUAUCCUGUUUUGACCUCUCCCAGAUCCCUGCACUUGCUUGGAGAAAAGCAGGAUGUGGCACGAAGCCCGAAAACAUGAGCGGAAGCUCCGGGGGAUGAUGGUGGAUUACAAGAAACGAGCUGAGCGUCGGAGAGAGUAUUAUGAAAAGAUAAAAAAGGAUCCGGCCCAGUUCUUGCAAGUCCAUGGCCGUGCAUGCAAGGUCCACUUAGAUUCUGCUGUAGCUCUUGCAGCUGAAAGCCCUGUGAAUAUGAUGCCAUGGCAGGGGGAUACUAACAACAUGAUUGACCGGUUUGAUGUCCGAGCCCACUUGGACUACAUCCCCAUGUAUACUCCUCCACUGCUGAACCCAAUCUCCCCAGAGCAGGAGUCCGAUGAGAGGAAAUGCAACUACGAAAGGUAUAGAGGUUUGGUGCAGAACGACUUUGCUGGCAUCUCGGAAGAGCAGUGCCUCUAUCAGAUCUACAUUGACGAGCUGUACGGGGGACUCCAGAAGCCCAACGAAGAUGAGAAAAAGAAGCUAGCGGAGAAGAAGGCUUCCAUCGGCUACACGUAUGAGGACAGCACGGUGGCAGAGCUGGAGAACCCCUCCGAGAAACGAGCCGAGGAGGAAGACUCCGAGGAAGACAGCAACACAGACGAGGAUGAAGUUAUCCCCGAUAUCGAUGUCGAAGUUGACGUGGAUGAGCUGAACCAGGAGCAAGUCGCCGAUCUGAACAAGCAGGCGACCACCUAUGGGAUGGCAGAAGGAGAUUUCGUCCGGAUGUUGCGGAAGGACAAAGAGGAGGCAGAAGCCAUCAAACACGCCAAAGCCUUGGAGGAGGAGAAAGCCAUGUACUCGGGCCGGCGCUCUCGGCGGCAGAGGAGGGAAUUCCGAGAGAAACGCUUGAAAGGAAGGAAGAUCAGUCCUCCGAGCUACGCCCGGAGAGACAGCCCCACCUACGACCCCUACAAACGAUCGCCCUCGGAAUCGACGUCCGAGUCCCGCUCCCGCUCCCGCUCGCCUUCCCCGGGCCACGAGGAGAAGAUCACCUUCAUCACCAGCUUUGGGGGCAGCGACGAGGAAGCGGCAGCCUCUCAAGCCGGAGGAGCCCCCAGGAAGGCCGCCUCCCUCGGCAAGGCACGCUCCGGCCAAGUGCAGCAGGCCAGCGCUGCGGCAGGUCAUAGCGCCUCCUCCCGGCGACGCUCCACCUCCUCCUCCUCCUCCUCCACGUCGUCGAGCUCUUCCUCCUCCUCCAGCUCGCGGUCCAGCUCGCGGUCCCACCGGGCCGGCGGGUACCACAGAACCAGCCGCUACGGACGCUCGCGCAGCCACAGGCACUCCCGCUCGCGCAGCAGGACCAGGCGGUACUCAGCGGGAGGCUCGCGGGACGGACGCCGCCACUCCAGGUCGCGCUCGACGGAGCGGGGCUGGCGAUACGGCUCCCGCCGCAGGUCCAGGAGCCAUUCCCGGUCCGGGGAGCGCUACCGGUGGAGCAGCGGCAGGGGAGGGAGGCAUUGGAGCAGCAGCCCCAGCAGCGGGAGCGAGAGCGAAUCCCGAAGCCGCAGCCGGUCAGCGUCUCCAGCCAGAGAGAAACCGCUGAGGCCUGCGGCUUCCCCGGCUAUAGGGGAGAAACUGAAAAAGGCUGAAACUGCCGGUGGGAAAGAGACAGGAGCUGCCAAACCAAAGCUGACGCCGCAGGAGAAACUGAGGCUGCGCAUGCAGAAGGCGCUUAACCGGCAGUUUAAAGCAGAUAAAAAAGCUGCCCAGGAGAAGAUGAUGCAACAGGAGCACGAAAGACAGGAGCGAGAAGAUGAGUUGCGUGCCAUGGCUCGGAAGAUCCGGAUGAAGGAGCGCGAGCGCCGGGAAAAGGAGCGAGAGGAGUGGGAGCGACAGUACAGCCGCCAAAGCCGCUCGCCUUCCCCGCGUUACAGUCGAGAAUAUAGCUCUUCAAGGAGGCACUCACGCUCCCGAUCCCGGAGCCCUCAUUACCGGCACUAGAGGUUCUUCCCGGCACGGUGCUGCGCUGGCAACCUCCCGCCCCACUGGUUCACCAGGCCCCGUGUAAUCCCGCUGUGUAAUAAUGCUGUACAUUGCUGGUUUUGUUUUUAAGUUGUAAAAAUUAAAAAUUAAAAGUGGUUGCCUCUUGACAAGAA
This is a messenger RNA of Elgaria multicarinata webbii, 2306 nucleotides long. RefSeq names its product CLK4 associating serine/arginine rich protein (gene CLASRP). The record is from RefSeq and is a predicted model, not a curated record. The transcript is spliced from 22 exons. The coding region runs from base 226 to 2151 and encodes 641 amino acids. NCBI's taxonomy places the organism in Eukaryota, Metazoa, Chordata, Lepidosauria, Squamata, Anguidae.